GAUCUACUGGUAGAUCCCGAUCUACUGAGAGCUCCGAAUCAUGCAUCUUCAGGUGUUUCCUUUGGUUUCUCAGUAUUUAAUUUAAUGAAUGCAAUCAUGGGAAGCGGAAUACUUGGCUUAUCAUAUGCUAUGGCCAACACAGGGAUCAUUGGAUUUAGUAUCUUGCUGCUGAUUGUUGCCAGCCUUGCUUCUUAUUCUGUAUUUCUGCUGCUCAGUUUGUGCAUUCAGACUGCUGUCACUUCGUAUGAAGACCUUGGCCUCUUUGCAUUUGGAUCCCCUGGGAAGGUUCUUGUGGCAAGUACGAUAAUAAUUCAGAACAUUGGAGCUAUGUCAUCUUAUCUUUUAAUUGUUAAAUCUGAACUGCCUGGUGCAAUUGCAGGAUUCAUAAGUGGAAAUGACAGCGGGUCAUGGUAUCUUGAUGGCAGAGUGCUGUUACUGAUUACUUCGGUCUGCAUUGUUUUUCCCCUUGCACUUCUUCCAAAAAUUGGCUUUCUUGGCUAUACAAGUAGUUUAUCAUUUUUCUUUAUGGUGUACUUUGCUCUUGUGAUUGUAAUAAAAAAGUGGUCCAUUCCUUGUCCACUGACAUUAAACAGCCCUAUAGAGAUCUUACAGAUUUCCAAUUCUACUCAGGAAUGUAAAGCAAAGCUCUUUCAUUUUUCUAAGGAGAGUGCUUAUGCCAUCCCAACCAUGGCCUUCUCAUUUCUCUGCCAUACAUCAGUAUUGCCCAUUUACUGUGAGCUCCAAAGCCCAUCAAAAAGCAGAAUGCAGAAUGUAACCAACACAGGAAUUGGUCUGAGUUUCCUAAUCUAUUUUGUGUCUGCCUUGUUUGGGUAUCUUACUUUUUAUGACAAAGUGGAUUCAGAAUUACUGCAAGGUUACACCAGGUAUCUGCCACAUGAUAUCAUCAUCAUGACUGUAAGACUAGGCAUGUUGUUUGCUGUGAUUUUGACAGUGCCUCUAAUCCAUUUCCCUGCAAGGAAGGCUGUAAUGAUGCUAUUUUUCUCACAUCUUCCCACCUCAUGGAUUUGCCAUAUCCUUGUCACUUUAGCACUCAAUGCAAUCAUUGUGUUGUUUGCAUUGUAUGUGCCUGACAUUAGAAAUGUGUUUGGAUUAGUUGGUUCUACCACAUCUACGUGUUUGCUCUUUGUGUAUCCUGGACUGUUUUAUCUUAAACUUAGCAGGGAGGACUUUGUAUCACGACAGAAGCUUGGGGCUUUUUCAUUAUUUAUUUUUGGCAUAUUUGUUGGUCUCGUAAGUUUAGGCUUAAUCAUUUUCAAUUGGGUUACCGGUAAUCAAUAAAAUCCCUUCCAUUACUUCUUGAGCUGGACUUAAGAAUGACAAUGCAAACUAAGACCUCCAGAAACAUAUUGCAGGAUCUUGACAAAAUGUUGGACAUCAUCAAGAAGAAACCCUUCGAGAGCAAUGUAUAAAACUGUGUAUGAAAGAUUUUGUUAUUUUACACUCAUGUCUGUUUCUUUGACUGAUUGACUUCUUGUACAAUUAAACUUUUCCAUUCUACAAAUA
Messenger RNA from Pelodiscus sinensis (Chinese soft-shelled turtle), 1524 nucleotides. The record is from RefSeq and is a predicted model, not a curated record. NCBI's taxonomy places the organism in Eukaryota, Metazoa, Chordata, Testudines, Trionychidae.